GCGGAGGUUCGCACGCGGGGAAGGGCGGGUGCGCGCCGCGGGCAUGCGCCGUGCGGGGCGAGACGGCGGCUCGGCGGGGUCAUCCAGGCGCAGGCGCAGUGCGGUGUUUGUCUGCCGGACUGACGGGCGGCCGGGCGGUGCGCGGCGGCGGUGGCGGCGGGGAAGAUGGCGGCGUCCUCCCUGGAGCAGAAGCUGUCCCGCCUGGAAGCAAAGCUGAAGCAGGAGAACCGGGAGGCCCGGCGGAGGAUCGACCUCAACCUGGAUAUCAGCCCCCAGCGGCCCAGGCCCAUUAUUGUGAUCACUCUAAGCCCUGCUCCUGCCCCGUCCCAGCGAGCAGCCCUGCAGCUCCCGCUGGCCAAUGAUGGGGGCAGCCGUUCGCCAUCCUCAGAGAGCUCCCCGCAGCACCCCACGCCCCCCGCCCGGCCCCGCCACAUGCUGGGGCUCCCGUCAACCCUGUUCACACCCCGAAGCAUGGAGAGCAUUGAGAUUGACCAGAAGCUGCAGGAGAUCAUGAAGCAGACGGGCUACCUGACCAUCGGGGGCCAGCGCUACCAGGCAGAAAUCAACGACCUGGAGAACUUGGGCGAGAUGGGCAGCGGCACCUGCGGCCAGGUGUGGAAGAUGCGCUUCCGGAAGACCGGCCACGUCAUUGCCGUUAAGCAAAUGCGGCGCUCGGGGAACAAGGAGGAGAACAAGCGUAUCCUCAUGGACCUGGAUGUGGUGCUCAAGAGCCAUGACUGCCCCUACAUUGUGCAGUGCUUUGGGACGUUUAUCACCAACACGGACGUCUUCAUCGCCAUGGAGCUCAUGGGCACCUGCGCCGAGAAACUCAAGAAGCGGAUGCAGGGCCCCAUCCCCGAGCGCAUCCUGGGCAAGAUGACAGUGGCGAUUGUGAAGGCGCUGUACUACCUGAAGGAGAAGCACGGUGUCAUCCACCGCGACGUCAAGCCCUCCAAUAUCCUGCUGGACGAGCGGGGCCAGAUCAAGCUCUGCGACUUCGGCAUCAGUGGCCGCCUGGUGGACUCCAAAGCCAAGACGCGGAGCGCCGGCUGCGCAGCCUACAUGGCGCCCGAGCGCAUUGACCCCCCAGACCCCACCAAGCCAGACUAUGACAUCCGGGCUGAUGUAUGGAGCCUAGGCAUCUCGUUGGUGGAGCUGGCAACAGGACAGUUUCCCUACAAGAACUGCAAGACGGACUUUGAGGUCCUCACCAAAGUCCUACAGGAAGAGCCCCCGCUUCUGCCCGGACACAUGGGCUUCUCGGGGGACUUCCAGUCCUUCGUCAAAGACUGCCUUACUAAAGAUCACAGGAAGAGACCAAAGUAUAAUAAGCUACUUGAACACAGCUUCAUCAAGCGCUAUGAGACGCUGGAGGUGGACGUGGCGUCCUGGUUCAAGGAUGUCAUGGCGAAGACUGAGUCACCGCGGACUAGCGGCGUCCUGAGCCAGCCCCACCUGCCCUUCUUCAGGUAGCUGCUUGGCGGCGGCCAGCCCCACAGGGGGCCGGGGCAUGGCCACAGGCCCACCUCCCCACUUGGCCACCCAGCUGCCUGUCAGGGGAGACCUGGGACCUGGACGGCCACCGAGGGCUGAGGACAGAGAGUGGGGGGUGCCCACCCACCCCCCGCCCCGGGCCUACCAGGCCCCCGCCCUUCCCACCCCGGGGUAAGCCGGCCGUGUGCGCCCCCCGACAGACACUGUGAACGGAAGACAGCAGGCCACGAACAGAGUCGCUGUUCAUUCAGCCACAGCCUCUGGGCCGGGGCGGCCCCCAGGGGCCGGGAGAGAGCCCCUGAGUCCCGCAGCCACCACGCUCCCAGCGUGCUGUGCCCUUCGCCACUCCCACGCACCUGUUCCUCCUCCGUCACCCUCUGUUCCCUACUCUACCUCUCUGUCCUUGUCUGGCUCUCCCGUCACCCUCCCUGCCUCUGUCUCCUGGCCUGAGCCUGGGCCCAGCCACCUCCUGACAGGUCCCCUGGGUCUGCGUAGGUCUCCCGUGGCGCAGUGAGUCAGUGGCCCCAGCCAGGCGGUGUGGGCAUUGCCACUGCUGCCAGAUGGGGCUGCGCGUGCUCUCUCUCUCUCUCUCUCUCUUUGAUCUCAGGGGGUCCUUUUUGGAGUUUAGUGUAUUUUAUUGUACUUGGUGGGGUGUUUGGGGUGGUGGGAGGAGAGCUCGUUCUCGUGGGGUUUGUCGGUACCUUCAGAAACUUUUUACCAAAGUCACGUUUAGCUGCUUGUCGUGUGGCCCCAACUGCCCUCGGGCACUGGGGGGCUGGGCUGGGGCCGCUGCUCUGGGGUCUCCGGGAGCCACAGUUUGGGGGUGAGUUGAAGACCUCAGGGGGUGCGGAAGGGUCUGCGGGGCCCUCACUGCACAGGAUGGCCUUCAGGGAAGGUGGGCAUGGGGCAUGGCGCAGAGCAGGUGACCGGAGGAAGUCGGUGACAGAGCGGGGCCAAGGGAGGGGUCCGGAGGGAGUCCGGGAUCGAGGGCAGAGGGAGUGGAUAUGGGGGUUUGAGGACGUAUGACAAGCUCCAGCAGGGGUGGGGGCCGGGCUGAGGGUGGGGGUGUGAGGCGGUCACCCCAUCGUGCCCUUGGCUGUUCCUCCACUCACCCACACCUGGCCCAGCCCACGUUGAGGUCCAGGACUGGGAAGGACCGGGUGUGUGCACCGGGGAUCCAGGCCAGGUGCCCCCUGGAGCCCGCUGGGGUGGCCAGAGCAGGAGGGGGUGUGUUUCCUUUUUGUGGGUGUUGCAUGCAAAUCAAGUGGACAAGAAAAAAUAACAAAACAAAAAACAAGAAAAAAAACCCCACAAAAUCCCGUAAAACCACAAAAAAACCAACACCAAAGGCGCGGAAGCCGGCUGGCUGUGGCGGGGGCAGCGUAGGUAGCAUCCCUCUCCUCUCACCUAGCCUGUUGACUCUUGUUACGAUAUUCACAAAACGCCG
Messenger RNA from Rhinopithecus roxellana (golden snub-nosed monkey), 2941 nucleotides. RefSeq names its product mitogen-activated protein kinase kinase 7 (gene MAP2K7). NCBI's taxonomy places the organism in Eukaryota, Metazoa, Chordata, Mammalia, Primates, Cercopithecidae. Gene Ontology annotation, molecular function: ATP binding; protein kinase activity. Gene Ontology annotation, biological process: protein phosphorylation. The transcript is spliced from 12 exons. The record is from RefSeq and is a predicted model, not a curated record. The coding region runs from base 166 to 1473 and encodes 435 amino acids.